UCUCAAACUGACACUUUUAUUAUUCACUAGAUUGGACAGUGCAAACGGUGAUAUGCAAACCUGCUGCCAUGUCAGUCCUGUACAUUCUCUGUUAAACUGGACUCUUUUUCAUACGAAUGAAAACCAUAAGUAUUUUGAAGCCAUGAGGAUAUCUUCUUAUCUAUUGUCUCAAUCAGAGCUUGGUGCGGGGCUUCCUGUUUUGCUUCAAGGAAAUGGCUUUGCUUUGUCACACCCUUGGGUAUAUAAGGAGUCCUUGGGGCUCCUGUUGAAUGCCAGAUUCCCAUUGUGCCUCAAGAGCUACUUUGAAAGAGCCAAAAGAAUUCACCAGCAGAUAUGAUGGCCUUCAAAGUUCUCUCUCUCCUUCUGGUCUCCCUUAGCUUUGUGCUGAUGGAGGAGAAUGGUACCAGGGACAACACAAAGAAUUCUAGGUUCCUCAAUAGAAGGUAUUCAGAAGGAACCUUAGCGAGCGAUUACAGCCGAACCUUGGACAACAUGCUGAAGAAGAACUUUGUGGAAUGGCUCUUGAACAGGAGGGAGAAUCGAAUUGAUAACAGCCUUGAGCCAUCCAAGAGAGAAGUCAAACUCCCAGCAUUGCAGGAAAGGAAUGAAGGCAUUGAAGUUGGAGCUAAGGAGGCAAAGGAGUGCAUUAGCUGGCUUUUGUCAAAUGUGGGGAGACAGAGGCUUCCUCUGCCAAAUGGUUUGGAAGACUGGAAGAACAUCUUGAAGCAAGAAUUUAUGUCUUUGCUUAUUUCUGCUGACCUUUGCAAAGCAAUGAUAAUGUAGAUUGAGGAGGAAGAUGGAUUUACUUCUACACUCUUUUUUUUGUGCUUUUUGUAAUGAGAACCAAUCAGUAAUGAUGACAUGCUACCAAGAACAAUAAAAAGUGUAUUCUCAAAUUAAAA
This is a messenger RNA of Anolis carolinensis (green anole), 902 nucleotides long. Its product is annotated as glucagon-1. The transcript has 7 exons. Gene Ontology annotation, molecular function: glucagon receptor binding; hormone activity. The record is from RefSeq and is a predicted model, not a curated record. NCBI's taxonomy places the organism in Eukaryota, Metazoa, Chordata, Lepidosauria, Squamata, Anolidae. Gene Ontology annotation, biological process: regulation of insulin secretion; response to glucose; response to starvation. Bases 334 to 783 code for a protein of 149 amino acids. Gene Ontology annotation, cellular component: extracellular region.